UGCUCACGCACUUCCCGGUGGCAGUGUUGUUACAACAUCAGCCGUAGGUCUGCCUAAUCCAGAGCGAUUUUCUACUCCCUUUUUUAAAAAAAUUGCUCAUCCACCGUAGCACAGCCUUUCUGGCUCUGUGACACAGCCAGAGCUUCCCUACUGUAACACCCCUUAAACACACUCGUAACCCUCACAACAGGGUACACAAUGUCCAUUAUGCUAAUCUAUUCUUGGCUCUGUUAGUCACUUGGCAGCAGACUGCAAUCUCAGAGCAAGCGUGAUUCUGUUUUGCUGAGAAAACUUUGCGCCCACCUUUCAAAGACUCCCUCCUCCUCCCCCUUCUCCCCCCCCCUUCCUCACAUCAUCCAAAACCUGAUGCGAGAACUGAACCUUUGCAGAUUCAGUGGACGCAUGAGGCUUGCAUUAAGAAUACGCCGGACUGCUUCCAUGUGUAUGUUUACACAGUAAGCCAAUCCCCUAUGAGCCUCCAAGCAAACGCUAUUCUGCUGGGACUACUAUUCCUGAUGUUUUUCUUAGGCCCGCACAGGCAGCACCGCAGAAGAGCAGUGUGACUAAGGCAGAGACAGGAGUAAGCAGCAAAAUGGAUGCAUCUUCCAUCUAGUACUACACAGAAAGGAUUUCAUCAGCACAAUGAAUUGGGGGAAAGGACACUCUUCUGACUUGAAGACCAGGAUAGACUGUACUGCAUAUAUCCAGCAUCUAAGAGUUCAAGGACAGAGACUUGACUUCUGAGCUGCAAGAAAACAUACCACUGUGCUGAGAAGCAUAGGAUGUUACAACGAAGUCAAGUUUGUGUAAGACCACGUUCAGAAAGGUACAACUGAACGCUGUUUCACUGAACAAUGGUAAGAACAAAACAACUGGAGUGCAAAAGAUGAACCUACUUGAGACAGCAAAAUCAGGCUUUUUUAUAUGCAUCGUGGGUUGCAUUAUCAUCUGUGCUUUCGUCUACGUAAGGAAUACAAUCCCCAAGGAAGGCGAUGAGCAAAAAUUCCUCCCAGAAUUAGCAGAGUGUGGCGAUUACCCCGAUGAGCUUUGCUCGGCCCUCUUUGAUGGGAAAGAUGCUGCUCCUCAAAUUGGCCACUUGUGCCAGCAGGUUAUCCGCAGGCAAGAAAUGUCUACCUGCAUACAGACGCCUUGCAACUGCUCGACACUUCAGAAGAGACUUCACUUCAUUACAAGUCCUCUGUCAGAAGAAGAAGGCAACUUCUCCUUCGCGUACAUCAUCACCAUUCACAAGGAGCUGGACAUGUUUAUAAAAUUACUCAGAGCCAUUUAUGUGCCUCAGAAUGUUUACUGUAUACACAUUGACAAAAAAUCAUCAAAGGAUUACAAGUCGGCUGUGCAAACCCUGGUUAACUGCUUUGAAAAUAUUUUUAUCGCUUCGAGGACAGAGAAUGUUGUCUAUGCAGGAUUUUCCAGAUUACAAGCCGAUAUCAACUGUAUGAAGGACUUGAUUCAUUCAAAAAAUCAAUGGAAUUAUGUUAUUAAUCUUUGUGGCCAGGAUUAUCCCAUCAAAACUAAUAAGGAACUUAUGCAGUACAUCAAAAGCAAAUGGAAUGGUAAAAAUAUGACCCCAGGAAUUGUUCAACCACCUCAUAUGAAAUACCGGACACAUGUGAGUUACAAAGAAUAUGUGCAUUCAGAAAAAUCUUAUGUGUAUCCAACGAGGAAUGUGAAAAGUGAACCUCCCCAUAAUUUGACUAUUUAUUUUGGGGGUGCCUACUAUGUACUCACAAGAGAAUUUGUAGAGUUUAUACUGACUGAUACACGUGCAAGAGAUUUGCUUGAAUGGUCAAGGGAUACCUAUAGUCCGGAUGAGCACUACUGGGUCACCCUCAACCGCCUACCAGAUGCUCCAGGUGCAACACCAGAUGCACAGUGGGAAGGAAACAUACGUGCUAUCAAGUGGAGAGAUCAAGAAGGGAAAAGCCACAACGGUUGCAAAGGCCAUUAUGUCAGAGACAUUUGUGUGUAUGGUCUUGGGGACUUAAAGUGGAUCCAUGAAUCUCCCUACUUGUUCGCCAACAAAUUUGAGCCGGCAACCUAUCCACUUGUGAUGGAAUGCAUGGAGAGGCAUUAUAGGCGUAAGGUACUCCAGCAGGCUGAAGUCCCACUGGAAGCACACUGGUAUUUGCAAGAACAUACAUUUCAACGUGAAGCAGAACAACUGAAAUAACCAUUGCAAAUAUUUGGAGGACAAAGAAGAACAAAAGAAAAAAAAGAGGAAAAAGUAUACAUUCCAAAGCACAUAUCAGUUAUGGAAUCUGUGCAAUACAGUAACAUGUUCUAUCUCUGAGGGCGUAAAAACGGAAAACAUCUUUUAACAGAAAGAAGAGACAAUGUGUUCUGAAUCCAGUGACUUUACCAAUACUGAUUUCUCCAGACUACUAUCACCAUCCCGAAAUAGGGCAGCAAUGUUAAUCAACACUGUGUUCAAUUAAAUAUUCCUUUGAUGAAAAUCAAGGAACAAAAAUUUUAAAUGUUCAGCAGUAUUUCAAUACAAGCACCACCACCAGCGGUAGCUUCUGGAAGGCACACAGCAGGGACCUCCACAGCAGCAGAGGCUCUCCCUGACAAAUUUGCACCCCAUCCAGCAGUGCUGCUCAAGGGAUUAGGACUGCCCUGAAUUUGCCCCCACUCCUCAAAAAAUCAAGUUGCACAUUAACUAGAGAAGCAACCAGUGUAUAUACAGUCUACCACCAUCCUGCAACUAAGUGAAGAAUCUGUGGUAAAAACUGAAAUUCAGUGGACCGUAUGCCUUGAUUCAGACGGAAGGAAGAAUUAAGCCCGUUUACUGAAAAGAAAGCGGCAGUGAAGGAACAGAUGGCACUGAACAAAGACAUUCAAUUAUUUCAAUUGAAUGCCAGACAUUAUAUAUGUUUUGAACUGAAAGUUUACAAGAAGGCUUACAGGGAGAAGGUAAUUUUAUAAACUAUUAAAUUAAUUAUUGCCUAAGAUUUUGAAACCAAAUUUAAUUAUAACUGUGUGAUGGCUGCAAGUUUUCUAAUGUCAGGUAAAAAAAAAACCCUGUACUAAAUGCAUGGAUCUGUUUUUGUUUGCGUGUGUGCUUGUGGUUUUCAGGACAGAGAUUUGUAUCUGAAUGCUUGUUGUUGUUGUUUUAAUUUAAGAUGAACAUGUUAGAACAGGGAUGGUCAACAGAAGGCCCAAAGGUCAGAUACAAGGCCCAAAGGUCACAAAACAAUUUUUUUUACUGUUAAUAAAAGUGUGUGAAAAGUGACCUAUUGUUUCACUUGUAAGAGAAAGGGAGAUUAUUUUUGAAGCACUGAAAAACAGUUUAUUUCCACACUUUAAUGUUUUACCUCUCUGAAUUUUAUAUAAUAAAAUGCUCUAGCAAUGCA
This is a messenger RNA of Podarcis raffonei (Aeolian wall lizard), 3374 nucleotides long. RefSeq names its product beta-1,3-galactosyl-O-glycosyl-glycoprotein beta-1,6-N-acetylglucosaminyltransferase 7-like. The record is from RefSeq and is a predicted model, not a curated record. Gene Ontology annotation, molecular function: acetylglucosaminyltransferase activity. The coding region runs from base 887 to 2191 and encodes 434 amino acids. Lineage: Eukaryota; Metazoa; Chordata; Lepidosauria; Squamata; Lacertidae. Gene Ontology annotation, cellular component: membrane. The transcript is spliced from 5 exons.